Aspergillus campestris IBT 28561 is the source of this 3566-nucleotide messenger RNA. Its product is annotated as sodium transport ATPase 5. Lineage: Eukaryota; Fungi; Ascomycota; Eurotiomycetes; Eurotiales; Aspergillaceae. Bases 226 to 3411 code for a protein of 1061 amino acids. Gene Ontology annotation, molecular function: P-type calcium transporter activity; ATP hydrolysis activity; ATP binding. The transcript has 4 exons. Gene Ontology annotation, biological process: calcium ion transmembrane transport; intracellular calcium ion homeostasis. Gene Ontology annotation, cellular component: plasma membrane. The record is from RefSeq and is a predicted model, not a curated record.
UUUACUUCGAGUCUAAAGACAAAGAUCAAGAAUCUUAAAUCGUUUGGUCGAUCUCUUGUGGAUGGACUCAUACUCUGCCAAGGAUAUAAUCUAUAUAGAGCCUCCUUAAGACUCUAGAUAGACUAUCAUUCCUAUGAAAGAAGACGUUCUCAUUUUUUACCCACCCACCUACCUACCUACCUACUACCUACUACCUACCUACCUACAUACAUACAUCUGUGCUUGAUGGCCUCAGACAAGGAACAGGCCGUCGCCUCCCCAGAACAAAUCCUCUCCCAACCCGCCCACACCCUCUCCCCCGAAGAUGCCUGUCGCGAACUGUCCGUCGACCCCGAAGAGGGUCUCUUCUCGACGGAAGCCAAAACCCGUCUCGAGAAGUAUGGCCACAAUGAGCUGCAAGGCGGAGAGGGCGUCUCCAUGGUGAAGAUUGUCAUCCGCCAGAUUGCGAACGCCAUGAUGCUGGUCCUAAUCAUAGCAAUGGCCGUCAGUUUCGGCAUCCAGUCCUGGAUCGAAGGUGGUGUCAUCGCUGCUGUCAUCGCCCUGAAUAUCAUCGUCGGCGUGUAUCAGGACUACGCGGCGGAAAAGACCAUGGACUCGUUGCGCUCGCUGAGCUCCCCCACCGGUGUGGUGACCCGCGACGGAAAGACGAACACUGUCCCCGCCCCGGAGAUCGUCCCUGGUGAUAUGGUGGAGCUGAAAGUUGGGGAUACGGUUCCUGCUGAUUUACGUCUCGUCGACGCCAUGAACUUCGAAACAGACGAAGCCCUCCUCACCGGUGAAUCCCUCCCCGUGCAAAAAGAAGUCAACGCCACCUUCGACGCAGACACCGGCCCCGGCGACCGCCUGAACAUCGCAUACAGUUCCUCAACCGUGACACGCGGCCGCGCGCGCGGCGUCGUCGUCGGCACAGGAAUGCUCACAGAGAUCGGAGCCAUCGCGACCGCCCUCCGCGCAGACGACCGGAAGCGGCGGCAGGUGAAGCGCGGGCCCGAAGGCGAGACCAAGAAGCGGUGGUACGUGCAGGCGUGGACGCUGACGUGCACGGACGCCGUGGGACGCUUCCUGGGCAUCAACGUGGGCACGCCGCUGCAGCGGAAGCUGUCGAAGCUGGCCCUGCUGCUGUUUGGGAUUGCGGUGGUGUUUGCGCUUGUCGUGGAGGGCGCGAAUGACAUGCGUGGUGAUAAGGAGGUUAUUAUCUAUGCUGUUGCGACGGGCCUGGCUAUGAUUCCGGCUUGUUUGGUUGUUGUGUUGACUAUUACUAUGGCUGUUGGGACGAAGCAGAUGGUGAAGCGCAAUGUCAUUGUGCGCAAGCUGGAUUCGCUGGAGGCCCUGGGCGCCGUGACGAAUAUUUGCUCCGACAAGACCGGCACCCUGACACAGGGUCGCAUGGUUGCGAAAAGGGCGUGGCUGCCCGCUGUGGGCACGUACUCUGUUGGCGCGUCCAGCAACCCCUUGGAUCCGACGGAGGGCGAUCUGAGCCUGCUGACCGAAGCCCCGGUCAAGCUGGACCGCGACACGCAAGGCGAACCGACGAGCGCCGACGAGCUGCUCAAGGAGAACCGCCUGCUGGAAGACUAUCUCAACGUGGCUGCCAUGGCGAACCUGGCCCACGUGCACCACUCCGAGGCCGAGAACGAAUGGCAGGCGCGUGGUGAGCCCACCGACAUCGCCAUCCAGGUGCUGGCGUGCCGCUUCAACUGGGGCCUGAACCGCUGGACCCGGGGCGAGAAGCCCGUCUGGCACCAAAAGGCCGAGUAUCCGUUCGAUUCCACCAUCAAGAAAAUGUCGGUCAUCUUCGCCAAUAAAGAUGACGGUCGCGAAAUGAUCUUCACCAAGGGCGCUGUCGAGCGUGUGCUGGAGUCCUGCUCAACCGUCACCUGGACCCCCGGCGCGGAGCCCGUCCCCAUCACCGAUGAAAUCACCGACGAAAUCCUACAGAACAUGGAAGCCCUCGCCAAGGAAGGCCUGCGGGUCCUGGCCAUGGCGUCUCGCGCGAACGACCUCCCCGUCGAGGGACCCGACAACGUGCCCGACCGCGGUGCCAUCGAGCAGAACCUGACCUUCAACGGACUCGUCGGUCUGUACGAUCCCCCGCGCCCCGAGACCGCAGGCGCUAUCGCCCAGUGCGCCCACGCUGGUAUCUCCGUCCACAUGGUGACGGGCGAUCACCCGGGGACGGCGCGCGCCAUCGCCGCCCAGGUGGGCAUCAUCCCGCCGGACAUGCACCACCUGGCCCGGGACGUGGCGGACGCGAUGGUGAUGACGGCUAGCCAGUUCGACAAGCUGAGCGAGGACGAGAUCGACGCUUUGCCCACUCUGCCGCUGGUGAUUGCCCGCUGCGCGCCCAACACCAAGGUGCGCAUGAUCGACGCGCUGCACCGCCGCGGCAAGUACGCUGCCAUGACGGGCGACGGUGUCAACGACUCGCCGUCCUUGAAGCGCGCGGAUGUCGGUAUCGCUAUGGGCCAGGCUGGUUCGGACGUCGCCAAGGAUGCCUCCGAGCUGGUGCUGAGUGACGACAACUUUGCGUCCAUCAUCAACGGUAUUGAGGAGGGACGUCGCAUUUUCGACAAUAUCCAGAAAUUCGUGCUGCAUUUGCUGGCGGAAAACGUCGGUCUGGCCCUCACCUUGCUCAUCGGUCUCGUCUUCAAAGACGACAACAACCAAUCCGUGUUUCCUAUCGCCCCUGUCGAGAUCCUGUGGAUCAUCAUGAUCACCUCCGGUCUGCCGGACAUGGGCCUGGGAAUGGAAGUCGCCGCAGCAGACGUCAUGGACCGACCACCUCAAAGUAAACAAGGAAUCUUCACCUGGGAAGUCAUCAUCGACACCCUCGUCUACGGCGUCUGGAUGGCCUCACUCUGCCUCGCCUCCUUCUCCCUCGUCCUCUUCCACUGGGGCGACGGCAACCUCGGCAGCGGCUGCAACAGCCAGCGCGAAGGAUGCGAAACGGUGUACCGCGCGCGCGCCACAACCUUCAUCUGCAUGACGUGGUUCGCGCUCUUCCUCGCCUGGGAGCUGAUGGACAUGCGACGCAGCUUCUUCCGCAUGCAGCCCGAGUCCAAGAAGUACUUCACGCAGUGGAUGCACGACGUGUGGCGCAACAAGUUCCUCUUCUGCGGCGUUAUGAUCGGGUACAUCACCAUGUUCCCUGUGCUCUACAUCCCCGUUAUCAACGACGUUGUGUUCAAGCAUUCGGGCAUUUCGUGGGAGUGGGGCGUUGUCUUUGUGGAGGCGACGAUCUUCUUGCUGGGCAUCGAGACCUGGAAGUAUUGCAAGCGCGUCUUUUUCCGGAGACAGGCGCGCAAGGCUAAGGAGCGUGGCGAGGGGAAGGAUUUCUCGAGGUAUCCGACCAUGAGUCGGGAGGAUACCCAGGCGACGGGUGAUGUGAAGGUUGAGACGUCGAUGGUUUAGUGAUCUAUCUUUUUUCGGUUUUGAAGCGGUCUGCGCCAAUACUGGAUUAGACAUGUGGACAGACGCGGUGGAUGAUUGACGGCCGUGGUGCAUUUGCAUAGCGUGUUAUGAAGUCGAUAGAUCUAUAUGUCUUUUAUUUAGUGAUUUUAUUAAUC